Molecule: messenger RNA, 996 nt
Organism: Haliotis rufescens (red abalone)
Lineage: Eukaryota; Metazoa; Mollusca; Gastropoda; Lepetellida; Haliotidae
Product: M-phase inducer phosphatase-like
Exons: 8
Coding region: 1-996 (331 amino acids)
Biological process (GO): positive regulation of G2/M transition of mitotic cell cycle; positive regulation of G2/MI transition of meiotic cell cycle; protein dephosphorylation
Cellular component (GO): cytoplasm; nucleus
Molecular function (GO): protein tyrosine phosphatase activity
Source: RefSeq, a predicted model, not a curated record
AUGGAUCUUUCAACAUCAGCAACCAUAACGACCAGUCCCGACCUCGUGACCGCGAAAUGUCGGACCAAGAGUUCGUUAAGUGACGACGAAGACAUGUCACGUGACAGUGGCUAUGGGUCUCCAGACAUGUCUGUAGGGGUCUUCUCCCUGGAGACACCCGAGACCAGGGCACCAAAGAGGAGUUUUGACAUCACUCAAGCCAGGAGGUCGCUGUUUUCUUUAAAAAGAUCACGCACCGAUUCUGUUGACGACAGCGACGACGACGACGGACCACGAUGUGAAAAACGCCAACGACCCUUCAUCGAUGACGUUGACGAGGGCGAUGAUGAGGUAUUCCUGGCGGACGUUACGUCAGAUGUCGUGAAAAAGGCCGUUGACAAGAUGGAGAUCGACAGAAGUCUUGUCGGGGACGGAUCACAGGUAAUGACACACUGUCUCCCGACAAUGGAAGGGAAACAUAAAGACCUCAAGUCAGUGUCUCCAAUAACCGUCAGUCAGCUUCUAGCUGGGAAAUACAAUGACGUCAUUUCCGGCUACCAGAUCAUUGACUGUCGGUAUCCGUAUGAAUACGAAGGCGGACAUAUUGAGGGGGCACUUAACCUCUUUAACGAGGCCCUUGUCACGGAAUUAGUCACAAACGAGCAAGGGAGGCAGUCAACCGAAAGAAGCAUCCUCAUUUUCCAUUGUGAAUUCUCCUCUGAGAGGGGGCCUAAAUUACUACGCCAUCUACGAAGCUUAGACCGGAAGGUGAACAGUGACCGCUACCCUUUCCUCUUCUACCCGGAAGUGUACCUGCUAGAUGGCGGUUACAAGGCCUUCUUUUCAAAACACCAGGACCAGUGUGAGCCUCAGACGUACCUUCCCAUGCUGCACCACGAUUUUAGCUCUGCAUUACGUCACUUCCGCUCUACCAAGUCCCACGCAGUGCGAGAAAGAAAGAGAGCAUUUCAAAGAAGACAGGUUUUGGAAAUGUCACCCUCUGCUUUCACGCUGUGA